AUGAUCAAAACGCUGCUCUUGAUCCUCAUCACAAUCUUCAUCCCACCCCUCGGUGUCUUUCUCGUAGCGGGCUGCGGCGCCGACUUCUUCAUCAACCUACUCCUCACAAUCCUGGGCUACUUUCCCGGUCAUAUCCACGCCUUUUACGUCGAAUACGUGUACAUCAAGCGACGCGACGAGAUACGCGCGGGCAUUUACAACGCGCGUCCUGCACCGGGUGUGUACAGUCAGAAAGUACAGAAUGGAGGCCACAAUAGCGUGCCUGUCGCGCCUCCGCCUGCGGGCGUAGAGGCAGGACAUGGGGUUGUGCCGGCACAGCAGGGUUACGUUCAGCAGCAGCCACAGGGAUAUGGAACGGUGCAUUAG
This is a messenger RNA of Alternaria incomplexa, 366 nucleotides long. RefSeq lists its product as uncharacterized. The coding region runs from base 1 to 366 and encodes 121 amino acids. The record is from RefSeq and is a predicted model, not a curated record. Gene Ontology annotation, cellular component: membrane. The transcript is spliced from 3 exons. Lineage: Eukaryota; Fungi; Ascomycota; Dothideomycetes; Pleosporales; Pleosporaceae.